AUGGAGCAACGAGACACAAACCUGUCACCAUCGGCGAGCGCCUCACCACAACAAACGAAGCGAGGCCCACGACAGAUAGGGCUCUGGCGAAUCCUCAGUUAUGCGACGCCAACACAUCGAUGGAUGCUCGCUGCGACAGCACUUCUGUCUGCGAUCAACGGAUCGAUGCUGCCACUUAUGAACGUUGUGUUCGGGCGCGUAGUGCAGAGGUUCAAUCGCUACUUUGAGCCAAACUCGGACUUUUCCGAACGUCACUUCCGCCGAGAGAUCGAUCGCCUAGCUCUCUACAUUGUGUACCUCUUUAUCGGAAAACUGUUGAUGAGCUUCGUAUCAAAAUACGUCUUCAGACACGUCGGCAUCGUCCUUUGCGCAGCGCUGAGAAAAGCCUACUUCACGGCACUAUUCGACCAACCUGUUCGUGCAAUCGACAAUCUCAAACCCGGAUCAGCCACAUUUGCCUUGACUACCGUUGUCACCACGAUCCAGAACGCGCUUGCUGACAAGCUCGAGGUGCUGAUUGAGUCUCUCGGUUUGAUCAUUGCUGCAUACAUGGUGGGCUUCUGGCAUUCAUGGGCUCUGACGCUGGCUUCGACGUCUCUCACUCUACUGGCACUCAUCAGCUACGGGUUCAUUGGGCCUGCGAUCAACAAGCUCGAUGUUGCGGCCAUCGAGGUCGACGCGAAAGCAGCUGCCGAAGCUUCCAAUGCAUAUCGAGGUAUUAGGGUGGUCAAGUCGCUGGGUGCAGAAGAUGCCAUGACGGCACGAUACGCAGCAUGGACUCGUGAGGGUCGUCGUCAGGGAUUGAAGAAGUCGCCGUGGGUAGGCGUAUUGUUUGGGCUAUACUUCUUCUGCGCAUAUGCCAACAUCGCAUUGACGUUCUGGUUGGGCUUGAAGUUAUAUGUUCGGGGCAUGAUAAAUGACAUUGGAGACAUUGUGACUGUCCUCUUCUCCCUCAUCGCGAUCAUGCCGGCAGUUGGAGGCCUCGCUCCUCUCAUGAUUGGCAUCAACCGCGCUGUUGCGGGUGCAAAAGUUCUCUUCGACCUGAUCGAUGCUGAAGCAUUGAAGCCCGGGGGCCUUACAGCACCGGAAGUGGACGUUAAUGCCGACCUCCAUCUCAAAAAUGUCUGCUUCUCCUACCCGGGACGACCGGAUACGAGAAUUUUGCGAGACUUAUGCCUCACCAUUUCGUCUGGCCAAUCAACAGCCAUUGUUGGAUCUUCUGGAUGUGGCAAGAGUACCAUCGUUGCGCUUCUAGAGCGCUGGUACGAUCUGUCUGAACGCAAUCAUCCGCCUUCGGCACAGGACGACGAUGAGAAUGCAACCGCGAACACACCAGUAGCUACGGUCUUGCAGAACACCGGCACAAUAUGCCUAGGCCACCACAAUCUCGAGACGCUCGAUCGACGCUGGUGGCGCUCGCAAAUUGGUCUCGUUGAGCAGCAGUCCAUUCUCUUCGACGAGUCGAUCUACGAGAAUGUUGCGCGCGGAUUAGCUGGCUCGACUUGGCAAGAUGCGGAGGAAAGCAAGAAGCGGGAGCUUGUGGAGGAAGCUUGCAAAGAUGCUUAUGCCCACAAUUUUGUCACGCGUCUUUCCAAAGGCUACGAGACGAUCGUAGGCGAGGGCGGAGUCAAGCUUUCUGGUGGUCAGCGGCAACGCCUUGCCAUCGCGAGGUGCAUUGUGAAGCGACCGGCCAUCUUGAUCUUUGACGAAGCAACAAGCUCAAUUGACGUACACUCCGAGAGGAUUGUUGAUCAAGCGAUCGACCGGAUCUCAAAGGGCAGGACGACCAUCAUCAUCGCCCAUCGCCUCUCCACAAUUCAAAGGGCGGAUCAGAUUGUGGUUCUCGAUCGUGGCACCGUCGUAGAGCAAGGGCCACGAGAGGAGUUGGCUCAACGUGUCGACGGCAAAUUUUACGAGCUCGUCAGCACACAACAAGUGCGGAAUGCCAAUGCCAAUGGCGAAGAUGCAAUCAUCGAAGACGAAAUCUUGGGUGGUAAUGUGGUCGAAGAGCUCUCCGAGAAGGGCUCCCAGCCAUCUGCGAGCGAUUACGAUGAGAAGACGAAGGACCGGUCUGCCAGUAUUGCUGUUCGUUCUGUCCACAGCUCAAGUCAGGACGGCAAAGCUCCCAGCCAAAGAUCAAAAGGCUAUCUCCGCUCUCUUGGUCGACUGAUCCACUCUAUGCGCCACCAUCGCGUGUCGUAUCUAUGCGUGCUUGCUGGUGCAGUCGGCGCAGGAGGCGCGGUGUCCGCACAAUCAGUGAUCAUCGCAAAUUUCGUUGUCGCAUUUCAGCACACGGGCCACAAACUCUUCUCGGACGGCAACAAAUGGGCAUUGAUGGCUCUGGUGCUUGCUAUCGUGGUCACCUCAUGCUAUGCUGUCCUCGGAUUCGGAUCGAAUUCGCUUUCUAUUGACGUCUCCUCUAGCUAUCGGCAAAAGUAUUACGAAGCUAUGCUGCGACAAGGCAUUCCUUGGCACGACAACGAAGAGAUGUCGUCGGACAGCCUGGUGUCAAGGCUCAGCAAUGACCCCCAGCAACUACAGGAAGUUUCAGGCCCGAAUAUGGUUUUACCACUUGUGGGAGUCUUCACCUUAACAGGCUCUAUGAUACUUUCCUUGGUAGUCGGUUGGAAGUUGACCCUGGUCACUAUGGUCGCUGCACUUCCUAUUGUGCUCAUCGCGUCCAUCACACGAAACCGUUACGAGCAGUACUUCGAGUCGUUCAACGCACGUGUUUUCAUUGAGUCCGGACGCCAUGCGGCAGAGAGCAUCCGGGCAUUUCGCACUGUCAUCUCAUUGACUCUGGAGAAGCCGACCGUCAUGCAAUAUCACGAGCUGCUGAAGGACCAUGUUGGGCGUGCGUUGUCGCGGGCACGUCUCGUGGCGCUGGUCUUCGCACUUGCCAACAGUCUGGAAUUCUGUUGCAUCGCCCUCACGUUCUGGUACGGCGGGCGGCUGCUGGCUACACGCGAAUACGACGUACUGCAAUUCAUUGUUGUAUACACGGCAAUCGUACAAGGCGGACAAACAGCAGGCUUGUUCCUUUCUCUCGGGCCUAAUUUAUCUCAAGCGAGCCCGGCCUUGAAUCGCAUUGUGAACAUGUGCGUGCGUCUGGCCGACCUGGUAACUCCUUCCAGUGGGACUGAUGCCACGCCAUCCUCCUCUGAGGCUGGAGCAUGCAUCAAGUUCAGCAACGUGGACUUCACAUACUCUUCGCAACAUCGGCCGGUCUUACGGAACCUUUCGCUGGAUAUCUCAGCUGGAGAAUACGUUUCGUUCGUUGGCCCAUCCGGGAGCGGGAAGACGACGAUUCUGUCUCUGAUUCAACACUUCUACCUACCAAGCCGAGGCAGCAUUCUUAUCGAUGGCAAAGACCUCAGCGACAUGCCAGACGCUGACUUGCGUCGCAUGUGUGCUCUAGUAAGCCAGGAACCUGCUUUGUUUGAGGGUACAGUCCGCGACAAUCUCACUCUCGGCCUCUCAUGGUCAGCCACGGACGCGGAAGUCGUGGAGGCCGCAAAGGCCGCGGAAAUCCACGAAUUCAUCACCUCUCUCCCGCACGCUUACGACACUGUGCUUUCAGCUGUCCUCCACGGUAACAUGUCGGGAGGUCAGAAGCAGCGCAUGUGUAUUGCUCGCGCACUUCUGAGGCGACCACGUCUACUGCUUCUUGAUGAGGCUACGAGUAGUCUGGACAGUCAGAACGAGGCUGCAAUUCAGCGAGCGAUUGAAAGCAUGGCUUCUACCGGGAAGUUGACUAUUAUUGCCGUCGCGCAUCGACUGGCGACCGUGCAAAAUAGCCAUCGCAUUUUCGUGGUUGGGGAUCAAGGUGCCAUCGUGGAAGAGGGCAAGCAUGAUGAUCUACUCAGACGCAAGGGUGUUUACUGGGAGAUGUGCGAAGCGCAAGCUGCGUUUACUACUGGCUCGUGA
This is a messenger RNA of Cercospora beticola, 3927 nucleotides long. RefSeq names its product ABC transporter ATP-binding protein. Gene Ontology annotation, molecular function: ABC-type transporter activity; ATP binding; ATP hydrolysis activity. Gene Ontology annotation, biological process: transmembrane transport. The record is from RefSeq and is a predicted model, not a curated record. Gene Ontology annotation, cellular component: membrane. NCBI's taxonomy places the organism in Eukaryota, Fungi, Ascomycota, Dothideomycetes, Mycosphaerellales, Mycosphaerellaceae.